Molecule: messenger RNA, 789 nt
Organism: Thecamonas trahens ATCC 50062
Lineage: Eukaryota; Apusomonadida; Apusomonadidae
Exons: 2
Coding region: 1-789 (262 amino acids)
Source: RefSeq, a predicted model, not a curated record
AUGUCCCCACAACCAACCAUCAUUCCGACCACAUCGAUCAGACCGUUGUUUCCAAGCCAGAUCACCGCCAUUGCGCCCGAGCCACAGAUCACCGCCAUUGCGCCCGAGCCGCAGAUCACCGCCAUUGCGCCCAAACCACAGAUCACCGCCAUUGCGCCCGAGCCGCAGAUCACCGCCAUUGCGCCCAUAACACAGAUCACCGCCAUUGCGCCCGAGCCGCAGAUCACCGCCAUUGCGCCCGAGCCACAGAUCACCGCCAUUGCGCCCGAGCCACAGAUCACCGCCAUUGCGCCCGAGCCGCAGAUCACCGCCAUUGCGCCCAAACCACAGAUCCCCGCCAUUGCGCCCGAGCCGCAGAUCACCGCCAUUGCGCCCAAACCACAGAUCCCCACCAUUGCGCCCGAGCCGCAGAUCACCGCCAUUGCGCCCGAGCCGCAGAUCACCGCCAUUGCGCCCAUAACACAGAUCACCGCCAUUGAGCCCGAACCACAGAUCACCGCCAUUGCGCCCGAGCCACAGAUCACCGCCAUUGCGCCCGAGCCGCAGAUCACCGCCAUUGCGCCCAUACCACAGAUCACCGCCAUUGCGCCCGAGCCGCAGAUCACCGCCAUUGCGCCCGAGCCGCAGAUCACCGCCAUUGCGCCCAUAACACAGAUCACCGCCAUUGAGCCCGAACCACAGAUCACCGCCAUUGCGCCCAUACCACAGAUCACCGCCAUUGCGCCCGAACCACAGAUCACCGCCAUUGCGCCCGAGCCGAGCCACGCACCACCAUUCACUCCCCCUUAA